ACUAGGGGGGGAGCACUGGGGGCACGUGCCCCCCCCUUUAGACCAAAAGGUCCGCUUUUUAUCACCAUUUGUUGCUUGAAAAAUAAAACAAUGACUCCAAAAAAGUCCCCGAAAAGAUCGAAAACUGACUAUUUAUCAGAGCAAAAGGUCCGCUUUUUAUCACCAUUUGUUAAUUGCUUGAAAAAAAUAAUGUAAAAAAAUGAAAACCUCGUUUGUUAUCUUGUUUAUUCACGUUAUGUUUUGGGUUACCUGUGGUCUCAACCACAGGAGACUUGUACUAGAGCAUGCGCGCGAUCGACUAGUUACUUGCAGCCAUUAUAAGAUCACUGCAUGUCCCGGUCCACACAUGCCGUUAAAUGACCUUCCAGAUCUAAUUUUAUUUGAAAUCUUUAACUUUUUGACGACAAGUGAAAGAAKUACUCUACGUUGUGUGUGUCGAAGGUGGAACAUUUUGUUAGGAUCAGCUCAGGUGUGGUCGUGUGUUGAUUUCUCAAACAAACGAGAAUUAAGUUUGAAAGUCUUGGAAACAUUUGUCUUUCCCGCUACAAGGAAGCUAUUUGUUGACGAGUGUCAUGUACUUAAAUGGAGAGACAUUUGCUUGACCUUGAAGCAGUGCAGAAAACUUGAAGUUUUAUCAUUGUCCUGGAUAGGGUAUGUGAACGAGCCACAGAUACCUAUUCCACUCGAUUUCGUGAAAUUGAAGAUAGGACACUUGAGAUACUUGAAUGUAAGCCACUGUACACUGUCUGACAGAUUUUUUAAAGACAUUGCAACAAACUGCCCUCACUUAUCAGUAUUUAUCCUUUUGGGGAGUUGUGGUAUAUCGGAAGAAGCUUUCAAGUCCUCCACCUUCAAAAGUCACACUUCCCUGAAGUUGAUCAAUGUUGCCUAUGUGACGAAUGCUUUACGAUUAUCAUGUGUGUUGGGGUUGUUAGAAUAUAGAAACAAUAGCGUCCUUCUAGAUGUCACUGGUCAUCAUAUUAGUGACGAUGAAAUGAACUUGAUUCACCCACAAGCUUUUGCUAGAAUCGUGGAGAUUGACGAUUACUGUCACUUGUUGUAUUGACAAAUUAAUUCCAAAGACUG
Molecule: messenger RNA, 1086 nt
Organism: Exaiptasia diaphana
Lineage: Eukaryota; Metazoa; Cnidaria; Anthozoa; Actiniaria; Aiptasiidae
Exons: 1
Coding region: 200-1066 (288 amino acids)
Molecular function (GO): protein binding
Source: RefSeq, a predicted model, not a curated record